Paramuricea clavata is the source of this 2174-nucleotide messenger RNA. The record is from the annotation of a GenBank genome assembly. NCBI's taxonomy places the organism in Eukaryota, Metazoa, Cnidaria, Anthozoa, Malacalcyonacea, Plexauridae.
UCACAAUGUAAAUAAAUUCGCUUCAACGUUGUUGUUACAAGUUCCGUAACGUAUAUUGAAGCGCGUAUAUUCAUUUAAUUUGUUAAUCACCAGAUUUAAUGUGAAAGUUUUUGAAUAAUAUUUCGUAUGCUUGGCAACUGUAAGUUAAAUUGUACCUUUUGUUUGCUUAUUUCCCCAUUGCUCGCUCAGAGCGGCCGUGAACGCCGGCUUGUGAAAUUGCGAUGAUUUGGGACAACUUUAUCAAUGAUUGUACAUUUUGCUCUUAUUUAGUAAUAAUCAUAGCCUGUACUCUGUCUGGUGUGGCCGGCAUUGCACUAUCAGGAUAUUGCUGGUAUAAGUAAGUAGACAUUCAAUUUUUGUGCAGUUUAUAUUUUUGUCUCUCUGGGGAUGCAGCUGUCGUCGUCAAAACAAGCGCCUUUCAUGCACCUCGAGAAUGUGGGUUCGUCUGUCGCUGCGGACUCGUGCCAUUUACCUGCAUGAACAGUCUGUCCAGACAAGGUGGCACCCGCGAUCCCUUCAGGAAAAAAGUAAUUCAUACCAAUUUUCAUACUCUAUUCUGCCUCAAACUCUCUCUCUCUCUCUAAGUUUUGUUUUUAAUACCUAUUUGAUCACCGCUUUCCCUUGACUGCCUCUUCAUGUGCCUUUGGAAACUGUUUUGCGCCCCUAUAAUCUGUAGCUUUUGGGCCUCGAGAUUUUGUCGGAAACUGCCAAACUCCGGAAGUUUGUCAUCACUCCACCGAAAGUCAUCAUUUUUGUCGAGGUACUUCGAUUUCCUCCCUCGGAAAUUUUGACAGGGUGAACUUUAGGACAAAUCCCGAACUAACCACAAUUCAGUCGUAGUUGUGCUGGAGUUAUAUGGUGGCAGCCAGCAGGGCCAUUACUAUGGCACAUUCCUGGAAACACAUGCCGGGAUGAAUGAAUGAGUCUUCCAUUUAAAAUUUAUAGGAUAUCCCUUUCAGACGCAAAAGGUUCUGUUAUCAAUAGGGGUUCCGUCUAGACGGGAUAAAUGACGUGAUCAUAUAAUAUUGCAUUGAUGUUGCAAACGGGCUCUCGCCGGCAACGUUUCGCUGGGAUUAUAUUAACAGGCAAAGCCCCGAUCAAAUGAGAGUUUAUGAGAGUUCCGGCUCUCGCUCGCAUUUCAUCGAUUAUUUGUACUAACCAGGGGGCGCACAUUGGGGAGGGGUUGGGGGUGUCAAAGUCGGUCCCAGUUUUGAUUGAGACUCUAUCAAAUGUAGGUCCCGAAUUUGUAUGGCAGUUGUAUAAUCCACAAGCCACAAAUGUCUGGUGUAGACAGGAGCAUUUUUUCAUCCAGAUUCUUCAUCUCCGUGCCGAAAGGUGCAUUUCCGAGCCUCAACUUUGCAAAUUUUUUUCCCGGAGAAGCCUGCCCCCGGACCUCCCGCCAGGUUUCAUCGCUCCUAUUAUGUUACAUCAUGUUAAAUCAUGUUUUGGCUGCCGUGUUUUCACUUGACGUAAACGUUUUACGCUGCCGUGAACGUCAAUAUUAACUUCUCUAAUAUCCAAUUCGUACCGGAACAUGAAUGAAUGAGAGUUAAAAAAAACUCUAAUGUAAACUCUCGCUUGCCGCACUCUCAUCAACUCUUGUCCCCUUUUAACCAGUGCUUAUGCUUUCGACUCGCUGUCGAUGUCUUUCAGCUGCAAAUAUAAAGAUGAUUAGCACACCCAUUCCUUUGGUAGACGAAACGUUUUAUUAUAGCUUUAGUAUUAGUAUUUGACCUCCAGACACACUGGACGCGAUUCGACAACGCGACGCGAUUUUUCGUUUUUCACUGACCGAUAACUUUGAUCCUAGUUUAAAUUUUCCAAAUAUUUAGAAGCGUUAUAACCUGAUUUUGAGUUAUUUGGUCUACAUAUCUUUUAAAAUUUGCUCUCAUUGGCGGUUUUAUUAACUUUCAAAAACUAAAAAAUCGCGUCGCGUUGUCGAAUCGCGUCCGGUGUGUCUGGACCUUAAGUAAGUUGUUGCCUGGGCCAAAAAUUCACUUUCAGUAUAUAAUGUGGAAAACAUAACUCGCUUUGUAAUGUAUUCUCUGUAGGCUUCACUAUAGUGAUGACAAAGUGACCAAAAGUGAUUAUAUUCCAGGAGUUAAAAAACAGAAUGGCAAAAGUACACCAUCUAAGGUGAGCUGCUACUCUAACGAUUGAAACCGGAAGGUGGG